Molecule: messenger RNA, 1660 nt
Organism: Ostrea edulis (European flat oyster)
Lineage: Eukaryota; Metazoa; Mollusca; Bivalvia; Ostreida; Ostreidae
Exons: 6
Coding region: 168-1013 (281 amino acids)
Source: RefSeq, a predicted model, not a curated record
AUGAAGAGAGCAUGUUCAGUCCGUGAUAUAUUUAGAAUUCGUAUUAGGCUAUUAAACCAUGUACAGUGUAGAUCUACAUGUGUUUAGAAUAUGACUUAUAAUGUUAGCAAUCAUUAACUUUUGCUGAUAUUCUAACCGUCAUCAGUGCUCUUAGUUUUAACAGUGCAAUGUCUACCCCUAAGAAGCUGCGCAUGGUCACCUACUUGUCCCCGGGGAUUCCCAUACAGGUGUUUGAGGUGCUUCUCCACUACUUAGAGGAGGUGACGGGCCUGGAGGGGUACCUCAUUACUGAGUCUCGCUGGAGUGGACCUCCCACAGGCAGGAGUGACCCAUUUACAGAUGAUAUUGCUGAUAUUGGAUUCAUGUGCAGUACUGCUUAUCUGAAACUGAAACAUGAAGAGAACAAACAUAUAGAGUUAUGUCCAGCGGCCCCAGUCCAUCCACAUGCCAAGGGAGGCAACCUCCCAGUCUACUUCUCUGACAUAGUGGUUGCCAGCAGUAAGAAGGCGAAUUACACAACCUUUACAGACCUCAAAGGACAGUCAUUUGCGUUCAAUGAUCAUAUAUCUCUGAGUGGAUGUCUGAUUGUCUUAGGCAACCUUAAGAAGAUGGGCUACAAUUCCAAUUUUUUUGGCAACGUACUACAUUCAGGUUCCCAUUUGAAGUCCAUACAAAUGCUUUUGGACAAUAAGGUCGAUGUGGCAUCCAUCGACUCCAAUGUCCUGCGGUUUUAUCUUCAACAAAAUCCAAAGCAGCGGGAGAAUUUGUCUGUGCUCACUUCAUUUGGACCAAUGCCAAUUUACCCCAUUGUCUUCAACUCCAGACUCAGUACUGAGAUGAAGAAGCAGAUAUCAGAUGCUCUGUUGAAUAUACACAAGUCGGCUGAGUGGGGGCCAAAAAUUAGAGAGUGGAACAUCCAAGAGUUUGUGGGAGUGGACGACUCUCUGUACAACCUAGAAACUGAGAUCAUGGACCUGGUCAAGGGACUGAGUCUAUCCAAUGUAUACUACUGACCAAACAACAGCCAUUUCAUCAAAGAUCUUGACUCUCAGAUUAAAGUUUUUUUUUCUUUCAUACAUAAAAUCGCCCAAGUGCUAUUCUGUCGUAGAAUAUGCAACUGUGUAAUUAUUUAUUGACUGUCAAACACAACAGUUGGCCAUUUAAUCUGUGAAACAUGUAACAGCAAAGUUUGAUAUUAAUAAUCUCGAGAUAUGAAAUAUCAGGAAAUCUGGUAGUCAAUCUCGAGAUAUGUAAGGUCAGGAAAUCUGUUAGUCGAUCUCAAGAUGUGCUAUGUCUUGAAAUCUGUUAGUCAAUCUCGAGAUGUGCAAUGUCUUGAAAUCUGUUAGUCAAUCUCGAGACAUGCAAUGUUAGGAAAUCUGUUAGUCGAUCUCAAGAUGUGCAAUGUCUUGAAAUCUGUUAGUCAAUCUCGAGACAGGAAAUCUGUUAGUCAAUCUUGAGAUGUGCAAUGUCUUGAACUUUGUUAGUCAAUAUACCGGUUGUAUUUUGUGUGCUUCUGUGAUGUGCGAUGAACUGAUUAUGUGCAAAUUGUUGCUUUUAAAUAUAUUUUUACAUACUUAUUUUUAGGUGGCUCAGGUUAGAUUUUAUAAUAUUAGAUAUUUACAAAGUACAUAUAGAUCAGUAUUAAAAUAUUUAUUACAAA